Molecule: messenger RNA, 2874 nt
Organism: Pseudozyma flocculosa PF-1
Lineage: Eukaryota; Fungi; Basidiomycota; Ustilaginomycetes; Ustilaginales; Ustilaginaceae
Exons: 1
Coding region: 1-2874 (957 amino acids)
Source: RefSeq, a predicted model, not a curated record
AUGGGCGUCAAGGGCCUGACCUCGUUCGUCCGCUCGGCGUCGCGCGCCAUCUCGGACGAGGUGACGCUGCCCGUGCCCAACACGAGCGGCACGAGGCCCGGUCCCCUGGUCGUCGACGGCUGGGCUUGGAUCUACACCAUCUUUCUCGCACACUUCCCAGACAAUGUGCGCGGCGGCGACUACGCCGGAUACUCGGCCUUUAUCUCGUCGGUCGUCUCGGCGCUCCGCUCCGCCGACCUCGACCUGGUCUUUGUCUUUGACGGGCCUUACCUGCCCCUCAAGCUGCCCACCGUCAUCAAGCGCAGCAACGACCUCGCUUCCAUCAACUCGGCCUUUAUGAGGUCCACGUCCCGCUCCAGCGUCCGCUUCCAGGCCCAGAUGGGCAUCGUCCCGCCGCUCCUCUACGACUGCACCCUCGAGACGCUGCGCAACGAGGGCGUCGAGAUCGUCAUUGCAGAGUGCGAGGCCGACUCGGCCGUCGCAGAGACGGCAGAGAGGAUGCAGGGCUGGGCGCUCAGCAACGACAGCGACUUUUUCAUCCUCUGCUCCCGCGGCGUCGGCUGCAAGGGCUACGUCCCCAUCGAUACGCUCGAGUACCUCGUCAGGCUACCAUCAAAGGCCGCACCGGUCGAGGCUGCAUCCCAGGCUGGCGAUGCGCAAGGUGACGACGAUGGCUUCGCGCAAGUCGGCAAGAAGGGCAGGAGGGGCAAGUCGUCGCAAGGGGCGGCAGCAUCGUCGCUCGAAUUGCCGCCGGAGACGGUCGCCAGCCGACCGCCACAGAGCGCCGAAGAGGGCGAGUUGAUAGGAGUCAGGUUUUCCUCGUACUCGCCCAUGAAGCUGGCGUCCAGGCUCGAGAUCCCGCUGGGCAUGCUUCCCCUGUUUGCCGCCAUCGUCGGCAAUGACUACUCUUCUGCAGUCCAGACCAAGAUACUCGGGCAGGCGCUGCCGAAUGGGCCGGAUCGGAUCACCAAGGUGGCGGCGAUACUCAAGGAGGAGCGACAGAGGGUCGCCUCCGGCCGCUCGACGCCAGCCACUGCAGGUGCGCGGUCAGGCGCAUCGACGCCUCUGCCACGCCGGAACGGGCCGCUGGCCUUUACCGCCCGUGCUGGCGGUAUGACAUCCAGCUACUCUUCGGCCGCAUCGGACAUUGCAACGCCCACUCGCAGCGGGCCUCACCCUGCCCCUGACCUCGCUGCUUUGCCAGUGGACCCCGUUCGGGACAUGGUCCAGGGCGUCGUCGAACGCAUCCUGGCGCGGGCCGAGAAUACUGCGCUGGCGCGCUACGUUUCGAGCGGCGAAAAGGCCGAGGUGGUCGACAGCAUCAUCGAGUCGGUCUGCACCUACUCGCUCCUCACCCUCUCGUCGGCGCCGCACCUCUCCAGCCCCAACGCCAAAUUUUUCAACUUUUCCUCGUCGUCUGCCGCAGCCUCGGUGUCCGAGGAGAGGGCGUCGCUGAUCCGCGAGUAUCAGCAGCUCUACGCGUCGGGCCGCUUUGACAAGAGCUUCGUCGAGGCACUGACGCAGCGCUUCUACCUCUGCAAGCUGUCGUCCGAGGACCCAGACAUCCGCAGUGUCCAGGUCACGCACGCGCGAGCGCUGCGGAGGUGGCUGUGGGCGGUGCUGUUCGAGGUAUGGGGCAUGGACUGGGCCAGGGAGACGAUGGAGGAGCCGGAGAUCGAAGACGACGACGGUCAGGGCGACAAGGUCGAUGGCGAGGGCCGACCGGUCAAGCUGUACGGCAAGGGCAAAAGCUGGAUCGACGAGGACGGCGACGACGAUGAGCUGGUGCAGGUGCAGACGCCGCCCUCGAGCGUCGACGGAUCCUCGGUCGCCGAGUCGGACGUCGAAUACAGCGAAGACGAGGCGGCGGAUGUCGAUCCGGAGAACCUGCCCUCUCGACCGGGGUCCGUCAACGGCGACGACGAGCAGCUCGACGAGGCUGAGGCCGGCCCCAAGCCUCCUCCGGCCGUGGUCGAGUACGCGAGGCGGGGCGAUCGUCUGGUCGGAGAGCUGUGCGAGAUCCUACCGAUCCGCACGCUGCUCGCCGAGUCGGCCAGCUCGAGGCAGCAAGAGCUGCCCGCAGCCCUGAAGGGGUUCCUCAGCGGCAAAGAAGACGACGGCACUUCACCGUCCGCUGCACCGGUCGCAGGUGCAGACCAGGACACGCGCCUCUCGCUCUACCUCUACGCCCACUGCGCCCCGUCACUGCCGAGCGACCAUGCUUGGGAGCGGGGCUACCUCCUGCUGCUCGCCACGCUCCGCUUCCUCAUCAUCUGCGAACGCGAACGCCUGGGCGAGUCGUACGUCAAGUCCAACUGGACGAAGCUCGAAAUCAUCGCUGCCAUUCUGAGCGCGACGCGGCCGUCCUACGUCCUCUCGCUCGACUCGGCGGCGACGGGGGCAGCACCGACGACACGCUCGAUCCACCUGCAGACGUCGCUGCAACUGACGCUCAUUUCGAGCCAGCACCUCGCCCAGUCCCUCCGCCUCGUGCCCGGCGUGCUCGACAAGACGCCGAGCCAAGUCGUCAACGGCGAGGCCUUCCACCGCAUCCUCCUCUCGUCCGCCUCGCCCACCUCGUCGCCGCUGGAACGGUACGAGGCCGAACUCUCCAACGCCGAGAGGCAGAUGCUGCAGUACGUCCUCCAGGAUGGCGUCGACGAGAUGCUGAGCAUCGACGUCGACGCCAUCCGGCGGGAGAAAAAGGAGGCCAAGAAGAAGGAGAAGCGCCUCGAAAAGGUCAAGAAGGACGAGGAGGAGCGGAGCAGGAAGAAGCAGAUGGAGCUCAAAAAGGCCGGGAGCAACGCCUUUGCCUUCCUCGGCGAGGAAGACGAGGGCGACAGCGACGAGGACGAGGAAGAGGACGACGAUUAG